Messenger RNA from Durio zibethinus, 1526 nucleotides. Its product is annotated as trans-resveratrol di-O-methyltransferase-like. Gene Ontology annotation, molecular function: O-methyltransferase activity; protein dimerization activity. Lineage: Eukaryota; Viridiplantae; Streptophyta; Magnoliopsida; Malvales; Malvaceae. The record is from RefSeq and is a predicted model, not a curated record.
AUGGAUUUGAUAAAAGGAGAUGAAAAUAUACAUGAGUUGCUUCAGGCUCAGGCUCAUGUUUGGAAUCAUUCAUUAAGAUUCAUAAGCUCCAUGUCACUCAAGUGUGCUGUUCAACUAGAAAUACCAGAUAUCAUCCACAAUCAUGGCCAACCCAUGACUAUUUCAGAGCUGGCUUUGGCUCUUUCUAUACAGCCUUCAAAAGUACACUGUGUCUACCGCCUUAUGCGAAUCCUUGUUCAUUCUGGAUUCUUUGCUGAAAAAGCUGGCCAAAGUGGCAAAGAAAAUGGUUACGUCCUCACCCUUGCUUCUCGUCUUCUCCUCAAGGACAAUCCCUUGAGUGCAAGACCUUUCUUACUUGCAAUGCUUGAUCCAAUUUUGAUGAAACCAUGGCAAUAUGUAAAUGCUUGGUUCCAAAGUGAUAAUGACCAUACAGUGUUCAGCACAGCUCAUGGUAGUACCAUGUGGGAUUAUACAGCGGUUGAACCAAGGCUGAACAAUUUCUUUAAUGCAGCCAUGGCCAGUGAUGGUCUUCUGGCGGCGAGCGUGGUACUUGGUAAGUGCAAGGGAGUUUUUGAAGGGUUGAAGUCACUGGUUGAUGUUGGGGGUGGCACUGGAACCAUAACCAAGGUCCUUGCCGAGGCAUUCCCACAAAUGAACUGCACUGUUUUUGAUCUUCCCCAUGUUGUCGCUGGCUUGCAAGGAAGUGAAAACUUGAAGUAUCUUGGAGGAAACAUGUUUGAGAAAGUUCCUCCUGGAGAUGCAGUCAUGUUGAAGUGGAUAUUGCAUGAUUGGAGCGACGACGACUGUAUAAAAAUACUUAAGAAAUGUAAAGAGGCAAUUGGUAGCAAAGACGAGGGAGGGAAAGUAAUCAUUAUAGACAUGAUAAUGGGAAACCAAGAAGUGGAUGAAGAGGCUAUCGAAACAAAACUCUUUUUUGACAUGCAAAUGAUGGUUGUUCCGGAAGGUCAAGAAAGAAACGAACAAGAAUGGAGUAGGCUCUUUGUUUAUGCUGGCUAUAGCGACUAUAAGAUACAUCAUAUUUUAGGCCUAAGGUCUCUCAUUGAGUUAUUUCCUUAAUAAUUCUCGAACCUCUUGUUACUGAUCUGUAUUAAUAAAGCGUGGUGUUUUUAUAUGUUAAUAAAGUUUGUCAUCUAGCUGAACCCAAACUUAACUCAGUUGCAUUUAACAAGUUUGGGAUUUGAAUUUCAGCACUUGUAAUCCUUUCUCCUAUUCCCUGGCUCUAACCUUCUUUGUGAAAAAAAUAAAGUUGGUUUCCUAGCUAGCUACUUCCUAUGUCUUUAAGGAGUCCUUGUUUUUCAGAAGAUAGAAAAGUUAGAUGUUGGAGCAGUUUUCGGUGCAAUAUUUCAUGUUGGAAUGUAAAUUAUUGGAGCACUUAUCUGUUGCUGUAGAUGUCUUUUAGACCUUCAUUAUUCCAUGUCAUGUGACUUACAUAUGGAUCUUGUUACGUAUUGAACUGUGCAUGAGUAUAUUCCAGUUUCAGUAUGUCCGACAUACUGGGAUUCAGU